This is a messenger RNA of Mytilus trossulus (common blue mussel), 1447 nucleotides long. Its product is annotated as putative neutral sphingomyelinase. Gene Ontology annotation, molecular function: sphingomyelin phosphodiesterase activity. Lineage: Eukaryota; Metazoa; Mollusca; Bivalvia; Mytilida; Mytilidae. The record is from RefSeq and is a predicted model, not a curated record. The coding region runs from base 5 to 1204 and encodes 399 amino acids. The transcript has 8 exons.
AACGAUGUUGUUAAAGGUGUUAACUCUGAACUGUUGGGGAGUCCCAUUACCAAUUGCCAGUAAACUGAGAAAUGAAAGAAUGAAUGCCAUUGGGGAUGAGUUGUCCAAAGGAGAAUAUGAUAUCAUUUUAUGUCAGGAGAUUUGGGCCAAAGCAGAUUAUGAAUUGUUGAAAACGAAGAUAUCUCAAUCACUUAAAUAUUCUCAUUAUUUCUACAGUGGUGCAAUAGGAAGUGGUUUAUGUCUAUUUUCCAAGCUACCUAUCCUGGAAUCCUUUUACCAUAGUUUUACAUUGAAUGGUUAUGCACAUAAAAUACAUCAUGGUGAUUGGUUUGGUGGGAAAGGCCUUGGUAUGUGCAGACUGAAGUAUAAUGAUAUCAGAAUUAACCUCUUUUGUACGCAUCUGCAUGCAGAAUAUGAUUGUGAUGAUGAUGAGUAUGCUGCCCACAGAGUGUCGCAGGCAUUUGAGAUGAGUCAAUUCAUCAAGUUAACAUCUAGCCCAGAUAACUGUGAUCUAGUCAUAGUAGGUGGAGACUUCAAUGUCAAACCAGAAUCUCUGGGAUUUCAGAUUAUACAAAAUAAUGGACAGCUCUUGGAUAGCUGGAUAACAAAGAAAUCCACAAAAAGUCCAGGAAUUGGAAACACAUGUGAUCUACCAUCUAACCCCUUUACUGGCAAGAAAGCACUAAAAUUUGACCCAGAAGGAAAGAGAAUCGAUUAUGUUUUGUAUAGGUGCAAUAAAGGUACUUCUGUUACAGUAGAAGAAUGCAAUGUUACUAUGGGAACGAUACCAGACAGGAAGUAUCCUUAUACUGAUCAUGAAGGGGUAGCUGCAAUAUUUAAUGUUGAAAAGACUGAAAGCUCUAACGGUACAGAAGCAAUCAGGGCAAAUACAAUUGAGGGAAACGUAAACACAUGUCUUACUGCAAUAGAAAAAGGACUGAAGAAAGCAUCUAGUGAUUGUACUUUCUAUACUAUCCUGGCUGUCAUGUCAGUCUUUCUGUUAUACAUCAUAUCAUCCGUAGAAGUCCCAUACGGUCUAGGACUAGUAAGAGGUUUUGUACUUGUUAUACUUACCUUGACUUUUGGGUAUGCUAUAUGGAGCCGUCUGAUUCUAAAUAAAAUGGAGGAAAAUGGACUUAUAAAUUCUCAGAAAGAUAUGGAAAAUUAUUUAUUGCUUCUACAAACUGAGUUGAAAACAUCUUAAUACAUUAAAUUCAUUUUCUCUUUACUUUAUCUGCUUCUGAGGUAUUUAUUUUUUGUAUGCCUUUUAUCCUAAUGUGCAAAUGUAUGUCUUUCAUUUAUAACUUUUUAUCUCUUUAUGAUCAGGUAGUUAGGGACCAAAUCUAGGGGAAAUAUUUUAAUAUGCAAAUGUAAAAGAAAAUUUAUUAUUCAGAUUAAUAAUUUGUUGAAAUAAUUGUAUAUUUAUGUGAUAAACUAUUUCAUAUGA